UUGCGGCUCGCUGGAUUGCCAUGGUUGCAUCAAAGCGUCGGCUCAGAACUGGCAACCGCAAGAAAACCUUUGCCAGAAAACAACAUGUCGGUCGGAAAAUCUCGUCCACCAGUCCAGUCCAUUCUUUUCAAACGGAUGUUUUGGAUCAUGCCGAAACCGAACCCAGAGCAUAUUGCCACGUUGUGCCGGUGUUACAGCUCGUGUCCAAACAUUUUCAAAUUAAGCCGAACAAGUUGCAGAUUUGGGACCCCUAUUUUUGCAAGGGCACGAUGGUGAAACACCUGGCCGAUCUUGGCUUCCACAGCGUCCGCAAUGUCAACGAGGACUUCUACAAAGUGCAACAAACUGGAGUUCCGGACCAUCAUGUUCUCCUCACAAAUCCGCCAUAUUCCUCUGACCACUUGGAACGGUGCCUCACGUUUUGCGUGGAAUCUACAAAACCCUGCAUUUUGCUGCUGCCGUGCUGGGUUGCCAAAAAACCAUAUUUUUCGAAAUUAUUUGGAUGCCGAGACAAUCAUAUUUUCUUCAUUGCAUCGCUUCAAAGAUACAACUAUACGAUGCCAGCUGAUUUGGUGCCAGAAUCAUGCAAACCGUCUUGGGUUGGAGAUGAUGGGCAAACAUCGCCCUUUCAGUCCUGUUGGUACGUAUAUUUACCGCCUCCCUUCAAACCUGGGAUUUUUUUCGAGAAUCUAAAAUGUAACAUGGCCAAGAGCGGACCGUUUGACUGCGUGCUUGCCAAGCGACUUCAAAGCGUGAAGUGGAAACUCAAGAAAACACGUGCACAAGGUGGGCAAGGACGACCUGAGGCAGAAUGUCACGAUCAAGAAAAACGAAAACGGAAAAAACACCGCCAGAAAUGUGAACGACCAGCAGUGCCUGGAACGGUCGAGUUUGAUUGA
Cladocopium goreaui is the source of this 899-nucleotide messenger RNA. NCBI's taxonomy places the organism in Eukaryota, Dinophyceae, Suessiales, Symbiodiniaceae. The record is from the annotation of a GenBank genome assembly.